Marchantia polymorpha subsp. ruderalis is the source of this 1415-nucleotide messenger RNA. The record is from the annotation of a GenBank genome assembly. NCBI's taxonomy places the organism in Eukaryota, Viridiplantae, Streptophyta, Marchantiopsida, Marchantiales, Marchantiaceae.
CUGGUGUGAUCACGAGGGAAGAGGAGUUUGUGCGCUUCGAUCACGCGGCGCUGGUUCGAUUCGUGCCAUGGAGCGGUGUUGGUUGAAAUUGCGGGUUUCGGAGCUGCCCCUCUCCGCUUCCUCUCGCUCGCACCUCGCAGCCCCAGCGGCACCCUCGUCAUUCCACCGCUCUCUCCAUCGCAAGGCAGGGCUCAAAUCAACUAUCGCUGCUAUGCAGAAUCGGUCUCUUCGGGCCCAAGCGCGACUUCCGGGGGCUUCUUCUUCGUUUUCUUCUUCUUUUUGUAUUUCUUCUGUUUCUUCUUGUUAUUCUUCUCGAGGGUCAGCGGACUCUGCCGUCGCCGCAAGUGUGGACGACCUCCCCGAUGCUCGAGAACGCGACGCCGAGCUCGUCGGAAACGUGCAGGCGCAGUUGGUGCUCAUGCGUCACGGAGAGAGCAUGUGGAACGACUUGAAGCUUUUCACAGGGGAUGUGGAUAUUCCGUUGACCGAGAAGGGGGUGAUGGAAGCGCUAGCAGGGGGGAAAGCUGUCAGCGAAGUUGACUUCGACAUCAUUUUCACCAGCCGUCUGGUCCGCUCCAAACAGACCGCACUCAUUGCCAUGACCCAGAGCAAGUACAAACGUGUGCCAGUGCUGAUAAGAGGCGGGUACUACGGCAACGGUAAAACCGGCGACGAGAAUCGACUGAGAUUACGAGACGCAGCUGCGAAUGCUCUGGAGCAUGCGUCUUGUCUGAUGGUUCCCGUGUACGCGGAUCCAGCUUUGAAUGAGCGUUGCUACGGUGACUUGCAGGGUUUAAGCAAAGAUGCAGCAAACGAGGAAUUCGGGGAAGCUUUGGUCCAAAAGUGGCGCAGGAGUCAUGAUACCAGACCGCCCAAUGGAGAAACGCUGCAGGACACGUACCGAAGAACGACUGUGUUCUUCGAGCAGACCAUCGAAGCUCGGCUCAAGGAAGGGAAGAAUGUCCUCGUGGUAGCGCACGGAAACGUAUUGAGAUGCAUCAUCACUCACCUUUCCGGCUUGUCGAUCGACGAAAUGCUUGCUCUUCAGGUGGCGACAGCAUUGCCCUAUGCUUACGCAUACAAUGGACAUUGUUUUGCUCAACAUUGCCUACUGCCCCCCACGCAUUCAGAUAUUCAUCACAGCUCGUGGGGUUGGGAUGGGACAGCUUCGGCUUCCAAAAAGGGGGAUCUUGAUUCCUUAAUAUAAUCCAGAGCGUUUUCACCUCACUUUGUGCAAAAAAUGUAUUCCACGUGGGCCUCCGCCUGUUUUGAUUGGAGCUAACGACAUUGAAGUUGAAGCUAGUACCGACUAGAGUUCAGAAGACAAUGGCCGGUGUCUGUAUAUGGAAGGAGCGGAUAAAUUUUCAAUCCAAAAUUCAUUUGACAGUUGCCUUUCCACUCCAUUACAGUCAUCU